UAUGACACGAUCGUUCAUUUCAAGUUACCCCGCCGCGGUUCCACCUCGGCAUCCAACUCGUAGCUCUAUUACUUGAACUCUCAUGCAACAUAUACUACCUUGAAACCAUGGACAUUCUGAGGCGGAGGUGCCUUUCUUGCACUGCAAAUCGCUUGUCUCUAACUGGUUCUGCCUCAGUGAAGAGACUUGUCCGCGCGCCAUUACGCUCUGCACGUCGGGAACAAUCAUCAAGUGGAUCUACCAAGAAACCCUUGCGACGCAAAGUCAAUCCAUGGGUUGCAUAUCCUACGACCUUUCUAUUGCUUGGUGGUGCUGGGGUACUAGCUUAUGAAACAUGGCGGCCAUUCCGGCAUACAGUUUCGGCUGUCGUCCGAUGUUUGAGGGUUGCAGAGGCUGCUGUCCUUGGAGCGAUUGACUACAAAAAGACUCUAGCACAAGACUAUCCCUCUGAAGACGACAAACAACAUGCAUAUUCGGCAUGUCACAAGCGGAGUGCACUCAGAGUGCUGAAGGCUCUCUUGGCAAACGGAGGAAUAUUCAUCAAACUUGGACAACACAUAUCUUCACUUGUAGUAUUACCGGUGGAAUGGACGAGUACCAUGAGACCACUACAGGAUCAGUGUGAACCUACAGAAUAUGAGGACCUGGAAAACCUUUUCUUGUCAGACAUGGGUAUGAGGAUAGAGGAUAUUUUCGAUGAAUUCGAUCCCAGACCUGUUGGCGUCGCUAGCCUAGCACAAGUUCACGUUGGUCGUCUGAAACAAUCCGGACAAUUAGUUGCUGUUAAGCUACAACACCCACAUCUAGCAGAAUUUUGCGACAUCGAUAUGGAGAUGGUUGAAGUGUCACUUGGCUGGAUUAAGCAUUUGUUCCCGGAUUUCGAGUUCACCUGGCUAGGAGAUGAAAUGCGAGAAAACCUGCCGAAAGAGAUGGACUUCGUACACGAAGCGCGAAAUGCAGAACGAGCCGUCGAUGACUUCAAGGACAUCACGACUUCUCUCUAUAUUCCGAAGGUGAUCCAGGCGAAGAAAAGGGUUCUUAUAAUGGAAUAUAUCCAAGGGGGCAGAGUAGACGACUUGAAGUACCUGGCAGACCACGACAUCGACCGUAACAAAGUAUCCUUGGAAAUUGCAAGGAUAUUCUCUCAAAUGGUUCAUCUGAAUGGCUGGUUCCACGCUGAUCCCCAUCCCGGCAAUCUUCUCAUUCGACCUGCGCCUCCUACUUCACAGUCACCAUAUAACUUCGAGAUCGCACUUUUAGAUCACGGUCUUUACUUUGACCUCGAUGACGAACUCAGGAUAAACUACAGCAAGUUCUUAUUGUCCCUUAUGAAACCUUCUUCUGCGGCUACAAAUGGUGAGCGAAGGAAGUACGCGAAGCUUGUGGGCAAUGUAGACGAUGAUCUGUAUCCCGUGUUCGAGGCUGCAAUCACCGGUCGGGCGGCGUUAAAAGGUUCUUGGGACGAAUUCUUCGAUGAGUCAAAUCCGAGUUUCCAACGACCCGGUAGUAUCGUCGAUCUCAAUGGGCCUAGUGAAAAGGAGAUGGAAAUUAUACGAAACGCGGUCAUCCAACAUGAGGGGCUGCUCGUCUCCGUGUUCGAUGUAUUACGACGGGUUCCAAGACGAGUGUUGAUGGUACUGAAGUUGAACGACUUAACACGGAAUUUGGAUCAUGCUCUUGCGACCACUCAUUCGAAAAUACGAGUAUUCCUCAUCACCGCCAAGUAUUGCACUCGAGCAAUCUGGCAGGACGAUAAACGUCGACUCAGCGCGGAAAUGUACCAGAGAGGUCUUCUUGGCGUCCUCUAUGACUACUUCACGAGUUGGUGGCGGUUCGAAACUUCAUAUCGGGGGCUGAUCCUUACGGAGACUGUGUUAGAUAUGCAAGCUAGUCUCGUGAAAUGGAAAGCGUGGAUGCGAGGUCUUCUUGUUCAAGGUGGAUUGCGAGGUGCACAUGACGCAGCUGCGGGGCUUGCAUGACGGCGCUGUGACUUGGGACAUACGUAGUAGAGCAACCAGAUAGAAAUACAAUAGAGCACUUCGUAAUGAAACAAGAACACAGACCUGAACACCUAGUGUCGGAGCUAAUGCGUAGAAGAAGCCGUCACUUCUUCUUUGCAAACAACGAAUCGAUUGUAUGGGCAUUUUGCUUCAACGCCUCCCA
Molecule: messenger RNA, 2163 nt
Organism: Somion occarium
Lineage: Eukaryota; Fungi; Basidiomycota; Agaricomycetes; Polyporales; Cerrenaceae
Source: the annotation of a GenBank genome assembly